Messenger RNA from Rhea pennata, 1998 nucleotides. It is a transcript of the gene ZWILCH, whose product is annotated as zwilch kinetochore protein. Bases 12 to 1805 code for a protein of 597 amino acids. Gene Ontology annotation, cellular component: RZZ complex. The record is from RefSeq and is a predicted model, not a curated record. The transcript is spliced from 18 exons. Gene Ontology annotation, biological process: protein localization to kinetochore; mitotic spindle assembly checkpoint signaling. NCBI's taxonomy places the organism in Eukaryota, Metazoa, Chordata, Aves, Rheiformes, Rheidae.
UGCGGCGGGCGAUGGCGGAGCGGCGGCGGCGGGCGGCGGCGGCCGCCGAGCUCUACGGCCGCCUGUUCGAAAUUUAUGAUGAAGGAAAGAAAAGUAUCUCUGAACAUCCCUAUCUUUUUGAGACAGAUGUAGAGAUCCAUUUGAUUGGCGGUAAUAGCAAAAGUCCUGCUGAAAGAUUUUGGAAUGGAAGCAAUAUGGUAUAUAUUUUGCAGAAAGCAGGACAGAAGGAAGAAAGUGACCCGAUGGAAGAAUCAAAAGCAGAUGAUGCUAUUUAUGAUUCUGAGCUUUUACAAGAGGAGAGUUCUGGACCAGUUCCUCUUUCUGUUAGAAGAGCAAAGCAGUUGAUUUCACUCUAUACAAUGGUACAAAAUCCAAACAUGACCCAUUUGAAGAUAAGCAAACUGGUUGUGCUUCCUCCUCUCUGGAUAAGGUGUGAUAGCUCUGAUCCUGAACAUACUUGUUGGCUUGGGGCUGAGCCUCUCAAAACUGGAAACAAAAUCACAGGGAUCUAUUUGCAUAUGGUUACAUGUGAUGGUCCUACAGCUGAUAAAACCUGUUUUGCCAGUCUAGAAGAUCUCCAAAUGGCACACAAAAUCAAGUAUCAUUCAUCUGUGACGAUGACAAAAGGCUUUGCUCGGUAUGAACUUAUUAGAGCUGCUGCAAUAGAGGACACACUUGUAGAAUCUGAAAGCAAUAUAUAUAUUGAUAUUACGUGGAAUACUGUAGAUAAGAUUCUACAGACUCCUCCGCUGACUUCAGCUGCCACACUGAACAUUACGCUGGAAUCUGGGGACCCCAGAAGUCCUGUAUAUCAGCUAUAUAGAGAACUCCAGUUUCUCCUUGCUUUGGCAGAAGGUUUGAAGACAGGUGUGACUGAGUGGCCUGAGCCCUUAGAAUCUGAAUCAGCUGUUGAACUUGUCCAGGAAUUUCUGACUGAUUUAAAGAUGAAACUGGAUGGAUUCUGUACAUCAGGAAACAAGAAUGAAACAGAGAAAAUUAAAUGUGACACUGCAGCAGUGGACAGUUCAAUAAAAUCAAUCUUCAGUGAGCGAGGAGACCUGGAUUUUGCUGAACAACUUUGGUGCAAAAUGAGAAGUGUCAGUUCUUAUCAAGAGUUGGUAGAAUGUUUCACAUUGAUUAUAAGAUCCCUGGAACGUGGUGAGAUACAGCCAUGGAUUCAUCAAGGGAGUAGCAAUUUGCUAAGUAAAUUGAUUCAACAAUCUUAUCAUGGAAAGAUAGAUGGCAUUUCCCUCACUGGUAUAACUCCAAUUCAAAUGCUCUUGGAGAUUGGUUUGGAUAAGAUGAAGAAGGAUUAUGUCAGUUUUUUCAUAGGUCAGGAACUUGCAACAUUAACCUACUUGGAUUACUUCAUUUCCACAUUGGUAGAUCUACAAGAGCAAGUUCAUCGUGUUCAAAAACUUCACCAUAUGCUGGAAAUAAUGGUCAGCUGUACCGUCUUACUUCAGUUCAAACAUGAGAACCUCUUCCCUUUGACACAAACAUGCAUUAAGUAUUACAAGGAAAACCCUCUAAAUGAGAAGCAUGUGUUUCAGCUGCCAAUCAGACCAGCUCUUGUCAAGAAGUUCUAUCAAAAUGACCAUCCACAAAUAUGGAAGGUGGACAUAAGUAGUGGGCAUGGACAGAAGGAAGUUAAAACGACGUGGCAAGUUAGUACUAAUCCCCCAGCUGAACAUAUGAAAUCCAACAAUAUAGGUCUUCUAUGCGAUUCCACAGUUAAUGGAGACAGUGAAGAAAGAAUGUAUUUUAUUACAAUGGCUAAAUGCAGUCAGGUGCAUUUCACGUAAAUGCGUAUUGCUCUACAAGCAGGCACUUGCAAGGUACAGUAAAAGGGAAAGUUCAGUAUUGUUUGUAUCUUAGCAGUAUAUUUAGAAAUAUUCUGUGAUUUGAAGAGCAGUACAUUUUAUUAUUUGCUUUGAUGUGCUUAGUGUGAUAUCUACAGCUAUAAAUAACUGUACAUAUAUUGUUUGUUUAUAAAGA